GAUGCUGCCUUCAUUUCCAAUUCUUCAUUAUCUUACGAUUUUCUUGCUGCUGUAUCUGAGAACAUUAACUGCGCUCCAUCUCUACUUCUUCUAUUUCGGGCUCUUGAAUAUCGUCGUGAUAAAAUGCACUUCGAAGUCGCAAAAGCUUUCCUUUCCCUUUCCGAACGUAAUCAGCAGGUUACUGACAUGAAACAAGAUGUUUCAUUUUGUGUCGGUGGUGUUCCAUUUUGGCGUCGGAAUCUCUUUCGAUGGAUUUACGAGAUGAUAGAAGAGGAGAAAACUAUCCAUGCUAUUAUCGAUGCAGUAACUGCUGCUUCUACCUCUAGACAAGUCCCAUCAAAGGAUUUGCUGCUGCAACAAUGCAAGUCCAUUCUAUUAGAUGAUUUUGGACCUGAACGCAUAAUUUCUGAUGACCUAGUGGCCUGUGCUGCCUGCUACCUUCUCAUUCGGGAAUCGCAAUUUAUCUCGGAAUAUAAGGGAAGGCUAUUUGUACCCAGCCUUAUCUCUCAAUUGCUCAAUCUCUCCACUGAAAAGCCUAACUUUACUAAAUCAGCAUGCAGUCUCUGUUCGAACUUUUUGCAACCAUGGCUAAAAUCGAUUUGGGAUAAAUCUCUGCUCUACUUUCCAAAUAUUUCUUUCUCGCCUCCAAUAGGUAUGUCUUGUCCACAAAGUGUGAGCAACAUGGGAUUUCUCACUUUCACCAUCAAGCUCCUGUCGUUUAGUAACUUUGUUGAGGGGCAUGCCGUUCUCGACAGUUUGAUUAACUGUUUGACUACUUUUCUGAAGAAUGCUCGUAAAAUUGAACCUACUGUGGAUUAUAAUACUACUAAAGCUCUUAAGAAGAAGCCCUUUUUACAAGAAGUCGCUGAGAUUUUGCAGAUUGCACUAACAUGUGUACUGGAGUCAGAUAGAAAUAAUGCCAAAUAUCUUAUGAAUCAAGUGCAUUUACAAUCAAGGAUCCAGUCAAAUAACCCCAGAUUACUAAUGUCUCUCAUUCUUCAAGCUGCUGCAACUGAGAGCAACUAUUUCUCACAACGUGUUUCUCCUAGUCUCUUCACUCCUCAGACACUUGAAGUAUUAAUUUUUGGUUGUCAAUCCAUGGGCUACUUCGGUGAAGCAGUAGUGCUCUGCCAAUUCGAAGGCAGGAUUCACAUCCCAAUAGGUUUGCGAAUCCUUGAAAGUGCUGUCAAGGCAUCGUCUACAUUCAAUGCUUACGAUUCCUUGGAGUCCAUGACUGUAUUUCUUUGGGAUCUACAAUUAUUGGAAGCCCUGUGUAAAUUUCAACAGUGUAAUCAAGCCUUCUCAAGAAAAAAUUCAUUCUUACGUUGCAUAAACCAGCUGGAAGUAAAUGCAGCCAAUGCUAAGAAGUCACAUAAGAUGGCGAUUUGGAAAAGGCAGAGGGAAUUUUUACGAUAUCUUUCCUUAAAGCUCUUUUCGAACAGAUGUUCCUUCAGUGAAGCAGCUUUUAAACGCAGAGGUCCGGGUGCCACGAUUCGUACUGAUUUGUGCAUGAAUGGUAUUGAUUAUAGUGCGGAGUGCAAUAUAAUUCACCUCCCAAUGCUUGUCAUUCAGAAUAACUUUUUUGAUUUCGGUGACUACGUUUUACUCUGGGACGGUGAUUUUAGCCAUUACGACAAUUCAGCGUAUUAUAUAGUGCAAUUAAUGAGUGAUAUAAGUCAUUGCGAUGGUUCUACCGGAGCUAUUUUAAAUAUUUUCCGUCAACUCCGCGGUGCAUUCGCAUUUAUUCUUAUACAGAAGUUCAACAAUCGAAUUUAUUUUGGACGAGACAAAGUUGGUCAACGCUCCCUUAUUGAUGGUCUUGUGGAGAUUCCAGCUUCUGGUAUAUAUGUGGCAACUGCAAUACCUUCUGGUGGAUUUUGCAUUGAAUCGUGCCAUUUUUGGUCUGACUCUCAUAAGCAGUUUUGGAUAGAUCACAGCUUUAACCAGGGCAUUAAAUACGACGUAUUAUGUCAUCCACUCAAGCUGAUCUGUGACCAUAAUGAUCCUAUCAGUACUAUGAAGACUCUUCUCCAGCAAGCGAUUGCCAAGCAAGUUGGACCUCUUUCUCAGCUAUCUAUCCAGUUGUCUGACUUUUACUCAUGUCCUCCUGCACAAAUUGGUGUUUUAUUCUCUGGCGGUCUCGAUUCAACUGUUAUCGCCGCAUUGACUGACAGAGUUCUUACUCUUGUAAUUGAAAUAAUGUGUUGCACUUUUAGUAAAAAUAAUAAUUCUACUUCUGACCAGUUGUACGCCUCACCGGAUGAUGCUCCUGAUAGACAGACUGCUCUGAGUAGUUUUGAGGACUUGAGACGACGAAAUCCAAAUCGACACUGGCAUCUUAUCCUCGCUGAUGUCACUAUUCGGGAGCUCAAAAAUGCGCGACGAGAUCGUGUUCGCGCUUUGCUGAAACCUGCACCAGAAACCGUGCUAAACGAUAGCCUUUCCAUUGCCUUUUGGUUCGCUGCUCGCGGCAAAGGUCGUUUAAUCUGCAGUCGAAAAAUAUGCAACGAAUCACGAGGGGAAUAUACAUCAUCAGCAAAAGUUAUUUUGACUGGUACGGGCGCUGAUGAACAACUUGCGGGCUAUUCUCGUCAUAGGAAAAUCUUUGAACGGCACGGCGCCGAAGCUCUCCAAUCGGAGCUGUCUCUGGAAAUGCUGGGUAUUUCUGAAAGAAAUCUGGGUCGCGAUGAUAGAAUUGUCUCAGAUCAUGGCCGCCAGGCUGCGCAUCCCUUUCUCGACGAAGACGUGACCGAUUACUUGGCAUCUCUUUCUUUGGAAAAAAAGGUCGAUCUGAAUUUGCCAAGAGGGGAAGGAGAGAAACUUCUUCUUAGAAACGUUGCUGCUUCGCUAGAUUUGCUCAUUGCCUCUCGCCUGCCCAAGCGCGCAUUUCAAUUUGGAUCAAGAAUGGCCAAAACCGAGUCCCUUCAUAAGGUUACUGGAGCUGACUCUGUUCCCUUAGAUGUGGAUUAG
Rodentolepis nana is the source of this 2970-nucleotide messenger RNA. The record is from the annotation of a GenBank genome assembly. NCBI's taxonomy places the organism in Eukaryota, Metazoa, Platyhelminthes, Cestoda, Cyclophyllidea, Hymenolepididae.